Symbiodinium natans is the source of this 2499-nucleotide messenger RNA. The record is from the annotation of a GenBank genome assembly. Lineage: Eukaryota; Dinophyceae; Suessiales; Symbiodiniaceae.
AUGUCCUGCGAUACAACUAUCGAUGUGCACCUGGCAUUCGAGCUCUGGCCAAUUCGAUCACUGGACUUCUAUUCAGUCGGUUUCCUCAUGCUGCAGAUCACAUUCAGGAGACAGCUGGUAUGCAUCCCUGCUAGGUGCCUCGUGUACUGUGGGCCCAUAGAGCCUCGUCCUCAGGAGACAGAUGAUGAAGUCAAGGCUCGUGUUCGACCGCUUGUCCUAGAGACCAGCCGCCCAGCAGUGGCCAUUGCCGGAAGUGGAAGCUUGCAGUUGGGCUGGGCCAUCGACGCCAGCUCUACGGCCAUUCUGGUGCCUGCUGACGCCACAAGAGAGCAAUUGCGUGCUGAUGGAUGCCAAGCAACGAUCCUGACAGUUGCCGAGGCGAAGGGCCUGGAGUUUGACCUGGUCAUCGCCGUGCAGCUCCUUGGGAAAUCUUCCCACCAGUGGGCCAUCGGUUCUUUGGCAGAUGACAGCUCAGAGGGCUCUCAGCUUGCGAUGUUUGCGGCGUCGUCACAGGAUGGCGACAUGUUUUUGCAGCACAGCAACACCUGCUACCAGAUGAUUCCAGCCAUUCAUGAGUUCAAGGUCCUGUUUACAGCCCUGACACGCGCCAAGUUUGGUUGCGCCAUCUUGGAGGUGGACGCUGGGCGUAGUGCGUGGAAGCCUCUGCUGUCUCUCUGGUGCAAGGAAGGAGCUGUUGAGCACAUAGCAAGCAUGGCGGACUAUGUUCGACGGGUUGCUUCGGGAGAGAAGAAUACGCACGACUUGGCCUUGGACUUUCCAGAGGCAAGCCCGGUGGCAGAUUCCAGCUCCUCCGCUGAUGCAGGCGGUGACGUCAGUUUACCUGAGUAUGUGGCCUGGUCAGAGGCUGAGCUGGAGUGCAGGAAAGGCAGAGACCAUCGUCAACCAAGAGUGUUGCUCCGAGCUGAAUUGGCAAGAAUUGGCGAUGUGGACUUCCAGCUAAACUUGGGAUUCUGCGCAGCACCUGACUUUGUGUGGCAGAGGCCGGUGACACGUUCAACUGCAGCUUCAUCUGCAGCACCACCGACCAGGGAUGUCAGAAGCACAUCCCCCUGCCUCGAAAGUAAUGAAGUUCUUACCGGAGCGGAUGUGCCAGCCUUGAUCACCUUCAUGCGCCAGCACUUUCAACAUAAAGUUCUGGAGGACUUAAGGAUUCCUUUGCAGGAGCAGCAGGGGCAAGCUCUGCAGCUUCUGAUGCAUGCGUUGGACAGUCCCCUCGAUCGCACGGAGAUCUUCAAGGAGGCCUUGCAAGUGGCCCGACGUGGUCUGCUUCUGGCUGACAUGGUUCUUCAAGUGCAGCUUCGAAACGGUGGGAGGAGGCUCCCCGACAACUCUGGAGUCCCGUGGAGUCCCGUGGAUUCUUCCGCCUUUCCGGAACAAUGGAGAAUGCAGGCAGUCAUCCUGCAGGAGGCAUCCAGGCCACAGAGGAGUCCACUGUGCAAGCUCCGGAAGAUCAUGCUGUGGGUAAGCAUCUUCUCCUUUCUUGCAGACACAACGUUCAUGUAUGGCCAUGUUAGCCUGGUUGCAGAAAGGGUCGUGGAACAUGCUUCAGCACGGUAUGCUUUGCAACAAGUCCUCGUGCGAUCGAAGGCUGGGUACAAGCUAGCAACUGCCGUGCCGAAGGUGUACCUGGGAAUGUGCAGGUCUGAGCUGGAGGAGUGGGCGAGGCUGAUGUCCUUGAAGGCAAAGCGUGAGCAGUGGCAGGAGUGGCAUUUGCACUGGCAUGCGUGUGCAGAUGUGAUCUACUGUUCUGCAAGGGCUGCGCUGGCGGUGAAUGGCUUGGUACAUUGCAGCUCCCUGCAGAAUCAGACGAUUCUAGGUCAGCCCCCUCAACCAGAGAUCGAGGAGAGACGGCAACGACUGCCGCGGUGGAAGUGCUUCGUGCUGAAGCUUUUGACCAGAGCUGCGCUUCUGUCGUUCUCACGGAGAGCUCGGCCGCCGCUUGUCCACCUGCAGCCUCUUCGGGCAGAGCUUCGGAAGCCGCUGUGGCAAAUGUCUCCGUCGGAUUUCCGCUUGCUCACGCAACGUGCGGACCAUGUCCUGGAAGCGGCUGAGGCGGUUCUUCAGCGGCAGCUCAGGCAAGCUCACCAGCGCUACACACAAUGCUCCGAGGCCGGGCGUGCGUUUCUUUUCGCUGACGACACCUUCCACGCCACCCAAGCGCUGUCGGAGGCCAUGGCGGCGGUUCAAGAGAUUCUGAGUUUGAGCAGGGAGUAUCCGGUACUCUUGCGACCAAAUGGGCUCCUGAAGUCGGACAUCGAAGCAUUGCAACGUACAGUCCAUGCAACUUCGCAUGUGUCUUUGGCGACAGGUCCUGGAUGCAUGGGGCUAUUUAGGAGUGCGGCUUUGUGCUGGAUUUACUUGGCAACUGGUACAGGGAGAGACGUUUCGGCGGUAGAGUCUUGGCAUCAGGCAGAGAAGGCCCUGGCAGAAACGUCAGAUGCCUUUGGGGCUGCAGUGUGCGCGGCGCAGGCUCGUUAG